Astyanax mexicanus (Mexican tetra) is the source of this 1843-nucleotide messenger RNA. RefSeq names its product kinesin light chain 1-like. Gene Ontology annotation, cellular component: cytoplasm; membrane-bounded organelle; kinesin complex. Gene Ontology annotation, biological process: microtubule-based movement. The record is from RefSeq and is a predicted model, not a curated record. Bases 172 to 1533 code for a protein of 453 amino acids. Gene Ontology annotation, molecular function: kinesin binding. NCBI's taxonomy places the organism in Eukaryota, Metazoa, Chordata, Actinopteri, Characiformes, Acestrorhamphidae. The transcript has 12 exons.
GGUACGAUGCUUCAGUCUGAAUCUGGGCUGUUUCACCUUUAAACAUAUUUAAUCACGGGUUUAAAGGAUUUAUAUUUUACUAAAACCCAAUAGAACACGAUCAGAACUCCGUCAGAACCCGUGUUUCAGCGAAAAAGCUGUGUGUGACUGAGCGCUGACUGUAUCCAGACAAUGUCCACCAUGGUAUAUCCACGGGAGGAGGCUCUGGAGAGGCUCACUCAGGAUGAGAUUGUGCUCAACACAAAGGCAGUGAUGCAGGGUCUGGAGACGCUUCGAGGAGAACAUGCACAACUACUCAACUCCCUGCUGGACUGUGCCCAGCCCCCUGCCGCCCAGGAGAAAUCAGGCGUGCUCCGCAAGAGCCUGGAGGCCAUCGAGCUGGGCCUUGGUGAGGCACAGGUGAUCAUUGCCCUGUCUGGGCACCUGAGUGCUGUGGAGUCGGAGAAGCAGAAGCUGCGGGCGCAGGUGAGGAGGCUGUGCCAGGAGAACCAGUGGCUGCGGGACGAGCUGGCCAACACUCAACACAAGCUGCAGAAGAGCGAGCAGAACGUGGCUCAGCUGGAGGAGGAGAAGAAGCACCUGGAGUUCAUGAACCAGAUCCGUAAGUUUGAUGACGACGCCUCACCCUCUGAGGAGAAGCCUGGAGAGAAGGAGAAGGACAACCUGGACGACCUGUUCCCCAACGACGAUGACCAGGGACCAGCCCAGCCUAGUGGUGAAGUGGCAGCGCAGCAGGGAGGUUAUGAGAUCCCAGCCCGGCUCAGAACUCUACACAACCUGGUUAUUCAGUAUGCCUCUCAAGGCCGGUAUGAGGUAGCUGUGCCGCUUUGUAAGCAGGCUCUGGAAGACCUGGAGAAAACCUCCGGCCAUGACCACCCAGAUGUUGCUACAAUGCUCAACAUUCUUGCCCUCGUCUACAGGGAUCAGAAUAAGUACAAAGAGGCAGCUCACCUGCUGAAUGAUGCCUUGGCUAUCCGGGAGAAGACACUUGGUAAGGACCACCCUGCUGUGGCUGCAACCCUCAACAACCUGGCUGUGCUUUAUGGCAAACGUGGUAAAUACAAGGAGGCUGAACCUCUUUGCAAGAGAGCACUGGAGAUCAGAGAGAAGGUUCUGGGGAAGUACCAUCCAGAUGUGGCUAAGCAGCUGAAUAACCUGGCCCUGCUGUGUCAGAACCAGGGCAAAUACGAGGAAGUGGAGUACUACUACCGCCGAGCCCUGGAGAUCUACGAGAGCAAGCUGGGGGCUGAUGAUCCUAAUGUGGCCAAGACCAAGAACAAUCUGGCGACAUGCUACCUGAAACAGGGGAAGUUUAAGGACGCAGAGGCUCUGUACAAGGAGAUCCUGACCCGUGCACAUGAGAAACAGUUUGGAUCCGUUAAUAAUGACAACAAGCCCAUCUGGAUGCAUGCUGAGGAGCGGGAAGAGAGCAAGGGUAAGACGAAAGACUCUGGUUUCUAUGGCGAGUACGGCAGCUGGUACAAAGCCUGCAAAGUGGACAGGGCAUUGAUGCAAUUAACCAGAGUAAAGUAGUUGAGCUGCUCAAAGAUGGUGUCUCUGGUGGAGACAGACGACAGAAUCGAGACGGUCUGAAUGGUCCUGGGGGGAUAAUGAGGGAGACGAGGCUGAAUGGAAUGGGGAUGGGAAUGGUUCUCUGCGUCGGAGUGGCUCCGAGAUCCGGGAUGCUUUGAGGCGUAGCAGUGAGAUGCUGGUGAAGAAGCUGCAGGGCAGUGGCCCACAGGAGCCACGCAACCCAGGGAAGCAAACAGUGGCCUAUCAGAAUGUAGAGGACUCAGCGCCAGUAACGUGGACCUGUCGAGGCGCAGCUCCCUGAUUGGCUAGA